Molecule: messenger RNA, 2898 nt
Organism: Pocillopora meandrina
Lineage: Eukaryota; Metazoa; Cnidaria; Anthozoa; Scleractinia; Pocilloporidae
Source: the annotation of a GenBank genome assembly
ACACUUACUGCAACUCCUGUAUAUAUUACAGUUCCUACGGAUGCUGCAACAGCAACUCCGAGAAAAGGUACCACACCUACUGUGAUAAAACUUAGGAAGGUCACGGCUCCAAGGAAUAUCAGACUAAUCAGUUAACCAUGAAUUGAUUGGCUCAUGUCUGAAUUCAGGGAUUUUUGAGGAAUCCUUCCGCUCUUUCUUUGAUUCAAAUUAACAGUCUGUUCUCUCUUCUUCCCCUGGUUAUGAGUUGUCCCCUAGAUCCUAUGAUUGAAAGAUAUUCCCCCAGAUUUUGUCAAACAAUCGUAUCUCGAACAAAUCAUCUACGGUAAAUAUGUCUUUGUUAGCUUCGCAAGCUGCCUACAGGCGAUUGAAUACGAAACUCUUUUACAUAUCCUAGUUUCUAAAAAAAUUAUCGGAAGCUAUGGAAACAGCGCAAAGGAUCAAUAGAACAUUUAGUUGAGAAAUGACUUGAUGCGAGUCUACUUUUUUACCUAUGUUAUGCAUUUCAGUAAAUGUAAAUUUGUAUUAUCCGCUGAAUCUCUCCCUAACGAAUUUGCAUGUUGCGAGUUGGAUUUUUCAGAACACGCAUGUCCUAAAAAUCUCCAAGAAAUGUAGACGUAGUCAGUGUUAUGCGAUCAAAUUCGAAGGCGAUUCGGCACAAUUUUUUUUAUAUAUAUAUUUUUAACGUUAAAACAACGAACUUCAGUUUUUGAAAGAGUAAACCAAGGCGUUAUUGCCAUAAGCUAUUACGAAAAAUUUUCCAAUGAGGUCACUGCAUUAAGGAAAUCGCUCUUGAAUAUGACCUUUUUUUACUGAAAAUGACCAAAUUUUGAGUAUUUUCAAGUGAAAAUGGUAAUCCUUCUACUUCGUAAAAAAACGUUCAUUUUAGGUGCAAAUUAUAGAUACAUCUUUCAUCUUCAAACAGCCGUGCGUUGAUUUAGAAGUAAGCUCUUCUAAAACUCAUAAAAGUGAGUUUUAUGAAGCCUUGUAGGCCAAAUUUGGCCCAUUCUUCUCUAGUUCAGGGCUCUCUAAGGCGAGGUCGCGUUCAAAUUUGCCGCUUUCUCGGUUUUGAAUAAUUAAUCAUGUCCACGCAUUCUGCCCUAUGCAUUUUGCCUUUUUCGAAGGAUAUUGUUACCGUUGCAAAUAUAAGGGAAAACAAAGUAUGUCUUCACGGCAAAACAAAUUUGCAGAAUUAUAACUCGAUAUCAUCUACACGCAUCACGCUUAUCUUAAAUCAAUUGGCGAAAAUUUGUCAGGACAAACCGUACUUCGAAUGUUGCCAAGCUUUGGGCGGAAACUUGAAUAUCAUGAGAAUUAACAAGUAUAUUAACUAAUACAAAAAACAACGCUGUAGAUUCGAGGUUCCAUUUCAAUCUAAAAUGAAAAUCGUUUGGCUGUUUCUAAGCUUAAGGAAUCCAUCCGCUACACAACUUGUACUUAACUUAUUCAGGUCUCUUGGCGACUACAGAUACCACAUUCCCGCAUUUUGCACUUCCUGCGUAUGUUACGGCGCCUAAAGAUGUUGCCACUAACACAGGUUUAGCAGAUACUGUAUAAAUAUUAUACAACUAAAACGAAUUGUGAAAAAAAUUGUUGAAUGACUAAAUUUUACUGCUGGCGUACAGUAGACUGACCACGUGUUCGAGGAUGUUUAACUACCUUUAACUUUUCAGCGAUGAAUUUCUCAGUCUCAUGCCUUCAUGGUGUGAAAAAAAGUAGAGCUCGAGAAUGAUAUUUGCAAUUCAUGGUAGUAACUUGUAACACUGAGAUUUCUCUAGAAGAAAAUGACACUUGUAAUACUGAAAAUUUUAACGUCCUGCAAAAAGCGUAAUGAAAGGAGGGACCUGUCCGAAUCAUAUAAUUUUCCCGAGUUUCUGCCGAACUUUAUUUCUAUUGACUCAUUCAUUAUUUUGAUCCACAGCAAACAGAACUGAUUUUUACAAUGCCGCUACCUUACAUUUUAUUGAUGGUCCUCCCAACAUAUCGCUGCCUACUGUUGUACAAACCCUACCAGGUUACAAAGUGACGUUUUUAGUGACCGGAACGCCUCCGAUAAACACAGUAAUACUGAGCCACUUGGCAGUAUUCGUAGACACAACAAACACAUCAGUGGCUGUUCAACUUGAAGAAGGAAAUUUUGUUUGUGUGGCCACCAACAAGUUUGGAUUCGACUUGAGAAUGUUCUCUGUAACUUUUUCGGGUAAGCACCUCAACCUUAAAUAAUCUUAACUUCGAUUUUGCAGCAGUAAACAACCUGCUAGAAGCGUCAAUUCGCUUCACAUCGUAAUCAUUUCAUUUUUAGCCUGGAUCGGAAAUCAUUAGUGAUGUGAAAAUCAAAUCACACCACCUUUCUCAUGUAAUGCAAUCAGGUUUUGACGUAAUCAGGUGAUUUUGGUAAUUUUUAUAGACAAAUUUAAUAUUGCUGGACGUUUUCUAGAUUGCCUGCUGGCGAUUAUUCGAGGUAAGAGGAAACGUUGUGUAAAGUUUCUAACCUUUACCGAACUAUCGUUUCAGAUAACAGGAACUUUCACUUGUGCUAUGCCUAAGUUAACAGGGGCGUAUAUGAGAGGGAGGUAUUCUUUUUCAAAAAGUGCACAAUACUAUAAUUCCAAAUAAAAAUAAAAGUUAUUAGACAGGAGAAACUGGUUCAUCCCUACUUUUGAAUCUUCAGAAGGUAUCCUCGUAGCUCAACGUGCAAAUGAGGAUAUUGGCAUACCCUUUCUUGGACGUAAAAGGUAUCGUUCAAGAGAAUGUUUGUUUCAAAUCUGUUUUUUGUUUAAAGAUUGCGGACCAAGCUGUUCUUCUGAGUGGAGCAUCUCUCACGGGAAUACUCUCUCUUGCACAAAUGUAACAGGUGCACAUCUCAGCAACUGUCUUCCAGCUUCGACUGAAAAACUGUAA